CUUAUUUAAUGGAAACUUGCUUUUAGAAUCGCCACAGUAUUCCGGGCAACUUGGCGGUGCUUGUAUCUGGUGCCGUUAAACUACUACAUCAAAAAUACCCUCUACGACUCAAGUGCAUUUGAACCAAAAAGCAUUUUCCAAAAAAUAAAAUGGCCAACUUUUUGUGCUUCGUGAUCCUUUCGUUGUCUUUGUGCGCCAGUGUGGUGGUGGCUCGACCAGGAUACGCCUUGGACUACUAUGAUCAUCCAAAAUACGCCUUCAACUACGGCGUGGCGGACCAUACCACUGGAGACGUGAAGUCGCAGCACGAGACCCGCGACGGCGACGUGGUCAAGGGUCAGUACUCCCUGGUUGAGCCUGACGGCUCCAUUCGUACUGUGGACUACACAGCGGAUCCCAUCCACGGUUUCAACGCAGUGGUGACAAAGUCGGGACCCACUGUCCACGCCCAGGCUGUCGUGGCCAAGCCCAUUGUGGCCCACAAGCCCAUUCUGACCCAUUACGAGCCGCAGGUGGUGAAGCACGUGGCUCCAGCCCCUCUGGUUGUGGCUGCCUCCCCAGCACCAUACGUGGCCAAGCACUAUGCGCCGGCGGCAGCUGCUCCCAUCCACUACGACUACGACGACGGCUACUACAACCAGGCCCAGUACGAGUACAUUCCCCAGUACGACGCCGGCCACUACGGACACUAUGCGAGCCCCUAUGCGGGCCACUACUAGGGCCGGCCAGGACCAGGCGGAUGUUCUAGGCCUUUAAGCAACACUUAGUUCGUACUCUUCCAGGAAACUCGAUGGAUUCUCUCAGAGCUAGACCUGACUAGACCUGCCUAAAGAGGAUAGCUGCAAGUUUGUUCCAACUUAAGUUAUGUAAAAUAUAUCUGUACAAUAAAGUUUCGAAAACGACAAUCUGAA
Messenger RNA from Drosophila ananassae, 911 nucleotides. RefSeq names its product larval cuticle protein A3A (gene Cpr62Bb). Gene Ontology annotation, cellular component: extracellular matrix. Lineage: Eukaryota; Metazoa; Arthropoda; Insecta; Diptera; Drosophilidae. The transcript has 5 exons. The record is from RefSeq and is a predicted model, not a curated record. Bases 150 to 719 code for a protein of 189 amino acids.